CAGUUUGCAUUGAAAAGUCCAAUAGUUUACAGUAAAAGUGUAUAAAUUAUUUAUAAAACACACAUAAAAAAAUCUCGCAACAUAUCAAUGUAAUAUAAAUAGUGCAUAAUUACAAGAAAAUCUCUUAAGAUUUCAAGUUUGCAGGCAAACAAAAAAAAAAAAAAGCCAAAAGAAAAAGUUUGCAAAAGUGUAAAAUAUCUUUGGAUCUAUAUAUAAAAAAAAGAGCGUUCCUACAUAUUUAUAAAUAACGUUACAAUGUUUAAACGUACUUUUAAGAUUGUCUUCCGUCCGGUGAAAAGUAACUUCAUUUUACUGCCCGAAAAUUAUUACAAAGUUGUGUCCACAUAUGAUACGGGUUGUCUUAGCCUGCAAUAUAAUGCUCAUAUCCAUUAUGUCUCUUGGGCUCCACAUUCGGGCGCCGUUAAAGAGACUGAAAUUGCAAUCAAUGCCAGGGUUGCUAAAGAGAUUGGUUUACAUGAAAAUGACAUGGUCAAAUGUUCGUUGCUGGCAGAGGCACCUCUAUUAAGAAAUGUAUUUGUAACACCGGUAUCAGCUAAAGACUGGGAAAUUAUAGAACUAAGUAGUGAGAAGAUUUCGGAAAGUGUUUUGGAUCAAACACGUAUUAUCAACUCCAAUCAAAUGCUGAUAAUAUGGAUAAAUAAAUCAAUGCAAGUGGCCUUGACAGUGGAUCGUGUCAAACCCAGUCUCAGCUAUGGCCGCAUAGAUCACAAUACCGAACUGGUUAUAGCUCCUAAUCUAUACAAAAGUAUUACCAAUGGUAAUGGCAAUGGCAAUGCUGAGGACAUUAACGAUAAACUAUUUCGCAGCAAUACAGUGGCUAAACUGGGCAUUCUAGAUGAAGAUCCUCAUGCUAAACGUUUAAUGCGUUCCACCACAGCCAGCAAUUUAAAGAAUCUACAACGUUCUCAAACAUUGGCCAAAACAAAUCGCCGCGAUAAAAUGGACCGCUUGAAACGUGAUUUAACUCGAGAAUUAUCGAAAUUUAUAGAGUUUCGUGUCAUAUCUGGAGAAUGGCAAAAUAACUAUCAAAUAUCUGAUGUAUUUAUCAACAAAGUCAAUUGGCCCGGUCAUAUGGAUGCUACCACAGUUUAUAGCCUAAAAACCAUGGAUGAAAAAGAAUAUUAUGUGCGCGUACGUUUGGUUAGUCAUGCAGAAAUUGCCCAAACCAUACACCCCACCAUAGAGAUCAAUGUUAACUUAAUGAAGAUAUUAGAUCUCAAGGAAUUGGAGAAGGUGGUUCUAAAACCCAAACCCAAUGUCGUUAAUUUUGUGGAAAAGAUAGAACUAUUUGCCAAUAAAAAGACCCACUACAAAGUGGUAGAAAAUGCCUUCAAACGUUUUGUCAUAGAAAAAACCAAUCACUCAGCCAUGCUGCUCAAUCAAAACGAGGUAGUACGUUUAGAGGAAGAUCUAGUGGUGAGUGUGGGCAUUUUACCCGAACACUUUAAGUACUGUGCCAUAGACUCACAAUUCCUCAAAGAGAGUAAAAUCUAUGCGGCCGAUUUGGUGCGCAAAGUCGAUGACAUUGUAGAUGUAGCGGCAAAUGUUGCCUCACCGUUGAGUGUUAAAGAUUUAAUAAAACUGCCACAAUUUGACAAAAGCAUUGAAAAGUUGUCAAGCGAAUUGAAAAGCAAUUUAUGUUUAGAUGCCAAAAACGGUGUGUUACGUCAGGGGAAUAUUUUAAUAACGGGUGCUUCGGGCACGGGCAAAAGUGUGGUAGUUGAGCGUUUAUUGGAUGAGUUGAUAAGAAAACCGUACUACUGUUAUUUUGAUAUAUUCUAUUGUACGCGCAGUAAAGGGCGUAAGGCCGAGUCCAUACAAAAAGAUUUACGCAAUGUUUUCACCACCUGCCUUCAAAACGCCCCCUCCAUAGUGGUCUUAGAAAAUCUCGAUGUCUUGGCUCAUGCCACUGCCGAUCAAGCCACUCAGGAUGGUGAAUAUUUCAAUCGCAUUGCCGACAUAGUACAUCAACUUAUUGUCCAGUAUACUAGCAAUCAUCCUAUAGCCGUCAUAGCCACCGUCAAUGAGGUGCAAUCUCUCAACAAACGUAUAUAUUCUCCAAGGGGCCGUCAUUUAUUUCAAACCAUCACUAAAUUACCCAAUUUAGAGCGUGUGGAUAGAGAAUUGGUUUUAAAAGAUCUAUGCAGUCAUAUUGAGGCAGAAAAAUUGGAUUUUGAAAGAUAUGGUCUGCUGACGGAGGGCUAUAACAAGGGUGAUUUGGUGCAAUUUGUGGAGAGAGCCAUAUUUUAUGCCUAUCGUAUAAGUAAAAAUCAACCGGUUUUGACAAAUGAACAUUUAAAGAACUCUUUGGAGAACACCAAUUCUUAUUGUUUACAAGGCAUUGAGAGUCAUCAGUCUAAUAAUAACUCGUCGAAUGGUGAGGAUAAUUUAAUGGUGGAGGAUAUACCCGGCUUAGAGCCGGUAGUAAUAGUGCUGGAAGAAGUUUUAAUGUGGCCUUCUAGGUACCCCAUUAUUUUCAAUGCCUCUCCCUUGCGCAAUCAAGCGGGCGUUUUACUGUAUGGCCCUCCAGGUACUGGAAAAACAUUUUUGGUUUCUAAACUUGCUAAUUCUUGGAAUCUAAGAACAAUUUCUGUUAAGGGACCUGAACUCUUGGCUAAAUACAUAGGCCAGAGUGAAGAAAAUGUGCGCAAUUUAUUUAAUCGGGCUCGCAGUGCCAAACCCUGUGUUUUAUUCUUUGAUGAGUUUGACAGUUUGGCGCCAAAACGUGGCCAUGACUCUACUGGUGUUACCGAUCGUGUAGUCAAUCAGUUACUAACCGAGCUAGAUGGUGUAGAGGGACUGCAGGGUGUUACGGUAAUAGCUGCCACCUCUAGGCCGGAGUUAUUAGAUCCCGCCUUGCUGCGAUCGGGUCGCAUAGAUCGUUUGGUAGAGUGUGCUUUGCCAGAUUCUGCAGCACGUUUGGCAAUAUUUGAAACUUUGUCAGCAACCUUGAUUUUAGAUGAAACGGUAGACUUUGAAUAUUUUGCCGAAAAGACCCAAAACUAUACAGGAGCAGAUAUACAAAGUAUUUUGACAUCGGCCAAUAUGUUGGCGGUAAAGGAAGCUAUAGCGGAAUAUGGUCAUGAGAAACUGCCCGAAAAACUUUCUAUCAAGCAGAAACAUUUAAUUGAGGCCUUUAACACCACCCGACCUUCUCUCAGUCCCUCGGAUGUGGCCAAAUAUCAAAAGACUUAUGCCCGUUUCACCAAUAAGGAAAAGGCUUCCCGGGAGUUUGUCUCUAAACGCGCCACUUUGGCGUAGUGGUUUACAGUUGAAAAAGAAAAGAAAUUAAUUUCAUUUCAAUUUGUUUCUUUUUUGGUAUUUUAUUAUGAUGGUUUAUCUUCAAUAUUUUUUUUGUGUUCUUUAAAAAUUUAAUAAAAAAUGGGUUGUUUUGUUUCCUUUUUUUGCAUUGUUUUGAUAAA
This is a messenger RNA of Calliphora vicina (urban bluebottle blowfly), 3443 nucleotides long. RefSeq names its product peroxin 1 (gene Pex1). Gene Ontology annotation, molecular function: ATP hydrolysis activity; ATP binding. The transcript has 12 exons. The coding region runs from base 256 to 3282 and encodes 1008 amino acids. Gene Ontology annotation, cellular component: cytosol; peroxisomal membrane; peroxisome. The record is from RefSeq and is a predicted model, not a curated record. Gene Ontology annotation, biological process: protein import into peroxisome matrix. NCBI's taxonomy places the organism in Eukaryota, Metazoa, Arthropoda, Insecta, Diptera, Calliphoridae.